Messenger RNA from Echinostoma caproni, 1299 nucleotides. The record is from the annotation of a GenBank genome assembly. NCBI's taxonomy places the organism in Eukaryota, Metazoa, Platyhelminthes, Trematoda, Plagiorchiida, Echinostomatidae.
AUGAAGCUGAAGCCGAGCAUUCUUCGUGAUUUGGCCUCAUCAGAUUCCGCCAUUGUGGCUGGCGAGACGGGAGAUGGAAAUUGCCUACUCAGUCCAGAUGACACAACUUUUCUUGAAGAUGAAGUACAGCGUAUCAUGCUCAAGGUGGAUCAAGAAUCGCUUCAGAAUCGUUUAACCAGCUCAAAACUCGUUACUGGUGUUGUUAUGGCUGUACUGGGCCAUGAACCGUCUACGGACCGAGGUUCAUUCAUCGUUGAAGACUUCCUCUUUGUUGAACCACAACCUGAACGACCUAUCCAGCCACACACGGUGAAAAAAGCCGUUCAAACAUGCACUGAAUUCGCAAGCACGGGGCCGUGGCUUGCUCUGGUCUCCGGACUGGGCUUCACGGGAACCGGACCCACGUCGCCUGGUCAUGCGAUGAAUUUGCAACUCCUGGCCGACUGGCUCCGUCGUUCCGGGAACUGGGCUCGAUCGGUUGUCUCAGAUGCGACAGGUGUUGUUCGGCUCGUGAUUCUGGGCGAUUCAAUCCGCAUUUCGACCGGAUCAGAAGCAAGAAAUCUGUGGAUUUCUUCUGUCGACUCUUGGGGCAUCAGUCCUGAGGCACGUUAUUUGACACGCAACAUUGAGGCAGAGAGCGUAACUGCAAUGGCUCGUCUGGAUCAGUGGCUGUCAACCCUCCCUUUGGGGCCGGGCAAUGGGGCUACGAGCAACGGGCUUGCAGUGGAUCUACUCCCGGGUCCGGCUGACCCCACCUCGCAACUUUUGCCCCAGCAGCCAAUCCACGCAGUUGCCUUCCCGUUAGGCGUGGCACGCUCUGGCGGAUUUGGAUCUCAGGCUCUGUGUGGACGCACUAAUCCCUAUAGUUUCACUCUAGAAGGACGAAAAAUAUUGGCCACCGCUGGUCAGGGAAUCAAUGACCUGGCUCUUUACACGAAUAUCUCGGAGCCUUGCAAACGAAUGGAAGCCACACUAUUGUGGGGUCAUAUAGCUCCAACCUGUCCGGACACGUUGGCCGGCUAUCCAAUGGUGGCUGAGGAUCAGCUCGUGAUACGACCGGAUCCGCAAAACCCCACUUGCUCUCCAGACUAUCCGGAUAUUUACGUGGCGGGUUGUCAACCGGGUUCCGAUGCUUCUUGGUCUCGGGCGAAUUUACACUGGGAUGAGACGGAUCAGAAGGGUGCACUGCUCGUUGCCGUGCCCAGAUUCGAUGUUGCGUUCCAAUUGGUUCUGGUUCAUUUGCACUCACUGGACUGUCGGGUGAUCCGAUUUGAUACAAGUCUACUAGACGAGUGUUAA